Prorocentrum cordatum is the source of this 2569-nucleotide messenger RNA. Lineage: Eukaryota; Dinophyceae; Prorocentrales; Prorocentraceae. The record is from the annotation of a GenBank genome assembly.
AAGCGGGGCGCCGGCGAUCUCAGAUGGCGGUGGCGGCGAGGCUCGCGAGUUCCUGCCCGUGGACCGCUGGUCCCCGCGCGCUUUCGUGGGCGCGUUCCUGGCGAAGCACCGCGUUAUCUUCGGGGCGGCGAGCGAGAAGAGGCACGGGGACGCUGGCGAGGCGCUCUCCUUCAUCGCGGAUGGUGCGCCGAGUCUCCAACGCCUCUUCAGUUUCAUACAGUCCGACGGUGAGCAGGGGGUCCUGAUGCGGCCCCCGCCCUUCGUGGACGGGGCAGACGAGGGCGACGACGCCGUGCCCCUUCAGGAGUUCUUCCUGGACGACGUGCAGAGACUGGACAUGCGACAGCUGCUCCGCCGCUGCACCUCCAUGGGCGGGCGACGGCUGCUGUCGACGCCGGAGCUGCUGGCCAUCCAAGUGCCAGACAGGUGGGUGCGAGACGGCGAUGAGGCGCUCCUCCUCGGCGCUCUCGACAUCGUGCCCGACUGGGGCGAGCGCUUGGAGGUGGCGUUGGAAACGGCGGGAGGAGACAUCGCAUACCGCCUGCGCGCCUACGUGGAGUGGAUCCCGCCCGCGGGGGUGGUCGCGGUGCACCCCAGCGCGACUGGCAUCCAAGGCCACUACGUGGCCCAUGUCGAAGAGAGCGGGAGCUGGUACAUUGCGGACGAUCUGGGCGAUCGGCCGCACGUGGUCCAGUGGGCGCCCAGUACCGAGCACAAGGUGCCCCGCCUGAUCCUCCUCGAGAGGGUGGACACCCAAGCGGCCCGGGCCGCGGCGUGCCCCUGGCCGCCAGCGGCGGUCGUCGACGGCGCGGAGGGCGCGGGCGAUGGCGGCGACGCCGACGCGGACGGCGAGGAGAGCCGUGGCCUGGACGGAGAGAACGAGGAGGAGGACGGGGCCGGCGACGCCAGCUUGUCGGGCGCGCGGAAGCGGCCCGCGGCGUCUGCGAGGCGCGGCGCGCCCCCCAAGAAGCGGCUCCGCCUCCGAGGGAAGCAGAGCGCGGCUGGCAGGCGCGACGGCCGGAGCCGCGCUAGCAGGCAGCAGAGCCGCGCUGGCAGGCAGCAGGAGGAGAAAAAGCGCGGGCGCAGGCCGGAGGAGGUGCUCCGGCAGGGGCGGAAGCCGAAGAGCAAGGGCGACAACGCCGACGGGUCUAGGCAGGACGCCCAGAACAACGCCGCCGCCCCUGUCCUGCGCAGCAGCAGAGAGGCGAAGAGCUUGCAGGCGGCCUGCGACGCGCGCCGGGAGUGCGGCGACCUCUUCUUGCUCUUGCACUUGCUGGAGCCGCUGGCCGCUGCCGAUGACCUGCUGAAGCAUUGCCCUGACUUCUUCGUCUACGCCGGCGACGAUUGCGCCAACCGAUGGGCGACGUUCCUGCGCGCCCCCGAUCGGCCAAACAAAUUGGCAGGCAGGCUGCGGGAGGCGCUCGGGGUCACGGAGGAGGAGAUUUCCGACGCCAGGCGCCGACUGGAGUGCGGGGAGUGGCACAUGCACCACGUCGCGGAGCUCCUGGACGAGCGCCUGAACUCCGCCCGCGGCGUACACUGCGUGUCGGCCACGGUCCGCAUGGCGGCGGGCGACGGGCCGGGGGCGCAGGGCGACGGCAAUCCGCCGAGGGCGCACCUGGCGGAGGCGUGGCAGCGCAGACCCUGCAACCGCGGGCCGCCACGGCACUCGGCCAUGCCUGCGCGCCUUCGGGAUCGCUCUGAGUGGUUUCAGUGCCCCGCGCCUGCGCUGCAGUAUACCUGCCGCGCGUGCGAGGCCGAGUUUCCCAACAGGGAGGAGGUCAAGGCGCGCCAGGACAGGGUCCACGGGGGGCAGCGGUGGUUCCAGUCGCAGUACGAGGCGCGAUGCGAGCUGGAGCCCUACCAGCCGUCGCCGACCGAGGAGCGCCAGGUGGUUCGCAGGUUCCACGUCUCCCAGUCCUGCGCCACCGUCGACCCCUUGGACGAGCCGUUCGCCCCGAAGCUUGAAUCGGAAGUGCAGAAGCAGCUGUUGCACGCGGCGAUCAUCGUAAGGAUCGUCGGCGAGAUCGGACAGGGGGCUCCCGCGGAGGAUGCGUCCCUGCAGACGGCCGACGCGGCGGAGUCGGCAGCCCGCGCUCAGGCGGCGUGUCAGGCGAGGGAGCCCCGCGCGCCCCGGGCCUGCGUCUGCUGCGCCAUGCAGCAGUGGUCCGAGAACCUCCACUCGGAGUUCCUCGUGGGCGACAAGUGCACCAUAAAGGACCGGGCCCAGUUCGCGGAAUGCCUGUCGGCCGAGUGGUAUCACCAACGAUGGCCCCUCAUACCGCGCGAGGAGCUGUCGUCGGCCGUGGACUUCCCCCACGAAGACAGCGAGGGCUCGCCGACGUUCACGAAGAUACUCUUGCACAAGAGGCGCGUGCCGCCAGAGGCGCUCGAAGGAAGGGAGCCGGUGAAAGUGUGCGACGACUGCCGAAAGGAAGGCGCUCUCGCGCACCAGAUGCUGCUCGCGCUGGGCCGCGUCGUGUCCACGAAGAUCUACCUGUCCAGCAAGGGCGCCGACAAGGCCGUCCGGCAGGAGCAGCAGUCGUGGAGGCAGAAGUUCUUGCAGUAA